This is a messenger RNA of Haemonchus placei, 801 nucleotides long. Lineage: Eukaryota; Metazoa; Nematoda; Chromadorea; Rhabditida; Trichostrongylidae. The record is from the annotation of a GenBank genome assembly.
AUGUAUGGCGUUCUUGUCAUUGGAGCUCCGGGUGCCGGAAAAUCCACAUUUUGUGCAGGGCUAGUGGAUGUUUUCGAACAGAUCAAUCGUCCACAUAUCACCAUUAACUUAGAUCCAGCCAACGAUUUUGUGCAAUAUACUGCUACAUAUGACAUCAAGGAACUCAUAACGGUGGAAGACGUUAUGGAAAGGCUGAAUUUGGGCCCAAAUGGAGCGUUAAAGUACUGCAUGAGCACACUGUGCCGAAAUCGGCAAUGGUUAUUGCAGAAGAUUCUUGAGAAUAAGGACAAAUACAUCAUCAUUGACUGCCCCGGUCAACUUGAAUUAUACAAAAGCGAAGGAGAACUAUGGGGUCUGAUUCGUGAACUUGAAAAGACGGGAGUUCGACUCUGUGCCCUUCACCUGGUUGAUUCUCUAUAUUGUUCUGAUCCCGCAAAAUUCAUUUCAGUCGUGAUGUCAACGCUAGCAACAAUGGUGACAAUGGAAAUGCCGCAAGUAAACAUACUUUCUAAAAUCGAUCUUUUUGACGAUGACGCCCCGUAUAGUCUCGACUACUUCACUCACUUACCGGAUGUCAAUCGCCUUCUAGAGCUGUUGAACGAAGUUCCCGGCUUGGAGCGUUAUCAUGGCCUUAACGCCGCUAUUUGUGACGUUAUCACAAGCUUUGACUUAGUCAGUUUUGUACCAUUGAACGUACAGAAGAAAGAGGAUAUGGCUAAGGUAUUACGGUUGGCCGAUUCAGCAAAUGGAUGGGCUUUUUAUGAACAAGGUGAUAUAAGGGAAAUGGUGACGAAAGAGUAA